AUGGCUGACUAUGUUCGCCGCCUUGUAUCGGGAGACAAAGCGCGCUUCAAGGAUGAAGACAUGCAUCUGGAACUCGACCUGGUGUAUGUUACAGACCAAGUCAUUGUGAUGGGCUACCCAGCUGCAGGUAUUGAGGGCUUCUAUCGUAACAAAAGGGAAGACGCGAAGAAAUUCCUGGAACGUAGACACGGAAAUAAUUUCUGGGUAUUCAAUUUCUGUCCAAUAAAAGAGAAUUCGUAUCCAUCCAGUGUUUUUGGUGGGAGGGUCAGCAGAUAUCCCUUCCCCGACCACCAUGCUCCACCUUUGGCGAUUAUGCCCUUGCUAGCCCGCGAAAUGCGCGCAUGGCUGAGCGGCUCGUCAGAAAGGGUUGCAGUCCUACACUGCAAAGCUGGGAAAGGUAGAUCGGGAACUAUGGCUUGCACCUACUUGUUAUCUCUCGAUGACAGCCUAGCAGCUCCACGGUCUGAACGGGGGAAUGAAACAAAACUGUUAGCGGAGAGGAAAGCCGACGAAUUGAUGCAGGCCGUUCCAGAGGAUGAAGAGGAUUCCGCAGCGCAGGACGACGAUGCAACUGAUCAGACGGACCCGAAGACUUCACAUAAGCAGUCUCUGACGAGUGUUCUUGAGCUGCAUACUUCGAGGAGGAUGAAAGCGUCCUCGUCCCCCAACGGAAAGGUCAAACAGGGUGUCAGCAUUCCCAGUCAACGACGAUGGUUGCACUACUGGUCGCUGAUACUUGCCCAUGAGGCGCCAUCCAACCUCUGGCCCGCCGUGACACCAAAGCCUCCGUCGCCCAAGGUUCGCCUGACAGAGAUGCAAGUGCGGAUGCGGGAGCCCUCGACGAUGAAAAUGGGGCUGGUGAAAGCUGCGAACAUAGUCAUGGGGUAUACGUCCAGUAAGAAUGCGAGUAUUUCGAAGUUGGCGAAUGGGGGGAAGAGGGGCGGACAGAUUUGGGCGUCGCUUGCGAGGUAUGACGAUGGGCUUGUGGACUUGUUGGAGAGGUGGGAGGUGCAGACGAGAGAUGAGUUGUCGGGACAUAUGGGUCGUCGAAAAGCAGGAUCGGAGCAUAUGGACGAGGAGGAGCUGAGCAAGGUAUUUGAAGAUGGGACGUGGGAUCAUAAGAAGAUGGUGCGAAGCUUUGCGAGGAUGGGUACCACGGAGGAGCACGCUACCACCAAAGAGGGCGAAGAAAAGGUAAGAGGUUCCAUCAUGACAAUAACACCCACUUACAGGGAAAAGACUACGGCGUACACCUUACGACCACUGAAUAGUGAUGCGUGGUCUGAUUUACGAAGUGGCUUGAAGCCGUCUGGUGGCGAAGGGGUACAACUGGAUGGCGUUAAUAUCCCAUCUUCCGAGACCAACUCCAUCUACGACGUGACACAAACCCUCAAGGGCGAUAAGGGGAUAAUCCUGGACGCUGCAAGAGAAGUGCGCAUCAAGCUGUAUAUGGGCCAGGUAUUCAUGGGGUGGUUCUGGUUCAUACCGACGUUUCAUAUGGGUGAAUUCCUGGGACCUGCGAAAUUUACCCUCAGUAAGAAGGAUAUCGACUUUCCUUUGGGGAUUGGAAGUGCGAUUCUUGAUGUGGAGAUACUGAUGGAGUGGGUUUCUGAGGGAGAGCCGCUUCAGCCUGCGGCAAGGCAGACGAGCGAAGAUGCGUUGGUGAAAGGAGAGAACGAGCCCGCAGGGUUAGCUCCAAUGCUUCCAUUGGUCAGCGAACCCAUGGCGCCGGCGGUUGAGGUGAAACAAGCUGCAGAAGAUUAG
This is a messenger RNA of Pleurotus ostreatus (oyster mushroom), 1764 nucleotides long. It is a transcript of the gene TEP1, whose product is annotated as Telomerase protein component 1. The record is from RefSeq and is a predicted model, not a curated record. NCBI's taxonomy places the organism in Eukaryota, Fungi, Basidiomycota, Agaricomycetes, Agaricales, Pleurotaceae. Gene Ontology annotation, cellular component: cytosol; cell projection; nucleus. Gene Ontology annotation, molecular function: protein tyrosine phosphatase activity; phosphatidylinositol-3,4,5-trisphosphate 3-phosphatase activity. Bases 1 to 1764 code for a protein of 587 amino acids. Gene Ontology annotation, biological process: phosphatidylinositol dephosphorylation; negative regulation of cell population proliferation; phosphatidylinositol 3-kinase/protein kinase B signal transduction. The transcript is spliced from 6 exons.